UUUGGGAACAAGAGGACCCUCUGUCAGAAUAAAAUUUAUAUAUUUUCCAUCUUUUAUUAGUCUUUUGGUCCAUCCCUCUAAGAGCAAAACCCAAUUCCACACCAUGAAUCCGAAGCGAUUGUCUUUGAGGUCUAAAUAUACCACUUUUAAAUCUAGGUUCACAAAAGGUUUUCUUCAAGCCUUGCAGAGAAUUAAUAGGCAAAGAUCUAUAUCAUCAUCAACAAAUAUACCUUCUCCUAUGGAGAUGUGUAGAAGAUAUUUGAGUGUUAAGAAUGCUGCUGAUGCUGCCAUGGCCUCAGCAGUUGGGACUAGAAGAGCUUGGAGUCGCACUUUGCUUACGAAGAUUAAUCGAAGCCACAAGGGUUCGCAGAUUUAUAAUUGUUCAGCCAGAAGAACCGACAAUAGUAAGAAGAGGAUGAAGAUGAAGAAGUGUGAUGAUGAGGAAGAGAUCGGUACUAUUUGUGAGGCGGACGAGCUUCGGAAGUUUGUACCAGGUGGGGAAGCCAUGGAUAUUUGCAGCAUGUUGGAUGAGGCUGCGCAUUAUAUAAAGUGUCUCAAGACUCAGGUAAAGGUGAUGGAAAAGAUUGCAGAUAUCUGUUCUGCUGUUUGAUCAGCUAUAUAUGUUGUUAAUAAUUUUGGAUUGAUUUAUAUAAUAUAUAUAUAUAUAUAACAACAGUUUCAAUCACACACAAAAAAAAGGCAACAAUAUAUGGCCUGAAAAAUAAAUUAAUUAAGUUGCAUAGAAGCAAAGUAAAAUGAAGAAAAAAAUUGUAAUGCAUCCAUAUAGCGUCAAAUCUUUAAAGAGGUGUAUAUUUGUUGUCUGCAUGUGUGUAGUGUCUCUCUCGUGAGGAGAGAGAGAGAGAGAGAGAGAGAGAGAGAAACGGAGACUCAUAUUUCUCCAUCUAAUUUUAUGAAAGCUUUAUCCACUUGUUUUAAGUAACAGACAGAGAUAUAUAUA
Molecule: messenger RNA, 958 nt
Organism: Malus domestica (apple)
Lineage: Eukaryota; Viridiplantae; Streptophyta; Magnoliopsida; Rosales; Rosaceae
Product: transcription factor IBH1-like
Biological process (GO): regulation of DNA-templated transcription
Molecular function (GO): protein dimerization activity
Source: RefSeq, a predicted model, not a curated record